Molecule: messenger RNA, 1068 nt
Organism: Morus notabilis
Lineage: Eukaryota; Viridiplantae; Streptophyta; Magnoliopsida; Rosales; Moraceae
Product: cytochrome P450 78A5-like
Exons: 1
Molecular function (GO): monooxygenase activity; oxidoreductase activity, acting on paired donors, with incorporation or reduction of molecular oxygen; heme binding
Source: RefSeq, a predicted model, not a curated record
GUUUAGACAAUUCCACUAGCUUUUAAAAUUUCCUCUACCCAAAAACUCCCCAGUUCACUUCAUUCCCUUGUGAUAAUGAAACCAUCAGACCUAAAUCUUGUUAACUUAAUCUCCCUAUUAACAGUCCUAACUUGGUUUGGAUUAACCAUAAUAUUAUCAUACCAAACCUCAUGGACUUUCGGUAAUACUUUCUCCCUCUCCACGCUUUUCUCACUCCUCUUCUUCUCUUUCAACCACUGGCUAAUCCCGGGAGGUUUUGCAUGGUCAAACUACCACCAUCAUGACAAAAAGCUGAUCAGCAUCCGGGGCCCAAUGGGCUGGCCGGUGCUGGGGAACUUACCCGAAAUGGCCUCUCGUCUAGCCCACCGAAAGCUGGCCCACUUGGCGUCCAGUCUAGACGCGAAGCGGCUGAUGGCGCUCAGCCUCGGCUCCACGCGCGUGGUCAUCAGCAGCCACCCGGACACGGCGAAGGAGAUCCUCGCCGGAUCGUCGUUUUCCGACCGCCCGAUCAAGGAAUCCGCUCGGUUGCUGAUGUUCGAACGGGCAAUCGGAUUCGCCCCCGCCGGGUUCCACUGGCGGCACCUGCGGAGAAUCGCGGCCGUCCACAUGUUUUCCCCGAGGUCGGUCGCGGGACUGGAGGGCCUACGGCAGCGCGUGGCUGACGAAAUGUUGGCGCGCGUGGGGGUGCAGAUGGAGGAGAAAGGGGUGGUGGGAUUGAGAGGAAUGUUGCAGGAGGGUUCUCUAACCAACAUAUUAGAGAGUGUUUUUGGCAGUAGCAGUAGUUGUCGUUUUGGUGAGUUAGGGCAAAUGGUCAAAGAAGGUUAUGAGUUGAUUUCUACGUUUAAUUUGGAGGAUUAUUUUCCUCUGGGUUUUAUGGACUUUCAUGGUGUUAAGAGAAGGUGCCAUAAAUUAGCCGCUAAGGUUAAUACUGUUGUCGGCCAAAUAGUGGAAGGGAGAAAAACUAGAGAGAGUCAUGAGAAUAAUAGUAAUAAUGACUUUCUUAGUGCUUUGCUUUCCUUGCCUAAGGAGGAUCAGUUGAGUGAUUCCGACAUGGUGGCUAUACUGUGG